Messenger RNA from Closterium sp. Naga37s-1, 438 nucleotides. Lineage: Eukaryota; Viridiplantae; Streptophyta; Zygnematophyceae; Desmidiales; Closteriaceae. The record is from the annotation of a GenBank genome assembly.
AUGCCCUGCGCGGCUGACAUCGCCGCCCUCUGCCCCAACGCCACCUCCUCCACCACCAUCUCCUCUGCUGUGUCGCAUGCGGCGCAGGGAGUGGUGGUGGCGGAGGUGGGGCAGUGCCUGGUGGACCAGCCGCUGGCAAAGCUGAGCAGCGAGUCGUGCCGGCAGCUGGUGGCCGUGGUGGGCGUGGCGGGCGCGCAUGUGGGCGGGGUGGUGGACGAGGCCCGCCUCGAAUCCACUCUCGCUGAGAUCGCUCAGGUGAGGCUGCUGGAGGUUGCACAUGUGGCACAGAUCGCUCAGGUGAUGCUGGUGGGGGUUGCACAUGUGGCACAGAUUGCUCAGGUGAUGCUGGUGGGGGUUGCACAUGUGGCACAGAUUGCUCAGGUGAUGCUGGUGGGGGUUGCACAUGUGGCACAUAUUGCUCAGGCUGUAGUGGGGUAG